CAUCGUCGACUUGAACCGACCGCGUUUUCCUGACGUCGAAAUUCUAUAAAAUCCGCGCUUCGAGGUCGCUCUUGAAAAUACGAUCCCGCGCGCGCGCGCCCCGUCUCAAAACUUGGCGUUAAAGGUUUAUUUGCAAACUUCGCGUUUUAAUAAUAAAAAGACGCGGUUGCGGAUUUAGCGCGAAAAGUUUUAUGAGGAAGAAAAAUUUAGUGUCUCCAAUUAGAAGGUGGUGUAAGGAGUUGUGCGCGCUUUAUUAGUUUUUAAGAAGCGUGUCCGCUGAUCUAACUUUAAGAUUUCUCGUCACGAUGGCACUCUUGAAGUCGUUUUGUCUUUGCGGCAGCUUGAGGACAGGAACGCUCAUUGCCGGUUUUGCUGGAAUUAUUCUUGCAAUUCUGGGGAUAGUGGUCAUUUUUACUGUUCCCGUGGAGAUAAGGACAAUCGUUUUAGAUUGGCUACCAAAGCUGGCGGUGCAAAUCAUUAUGGCAGUUAAUUUUGCAAUGACCAUCUUGAUCUCAAUCCUUCUUAUUAUUGGUACUAUGAAGAGGAACAUGUACCUGAUGAUCCCGUGGGUCCUGCUGGGUAUCAUGCUGGCCAUCGGCCUUGUGGUAUCCGUCAUCUAUACGGCCGUGGAUUUCUAUCUGAAGAAAGAUUCGCUGACCGGAAGCGUGGUUCUCGUACUCGGACUAGCAUUUUUUGUGGUCUACGUAUACAUGUGGAUGGUUGUCUAUAGCUUUUUCGCGAUUAUUAAAGAGGAAACGGACCGAGGCGCCUACACCAAAGAUCCAUUCCGAAGGGCUUACAAUUAGAUUAAUUAGAACGAACGAAUAUAUUUUUAUGUCCUCAUUUACUCCGGCUAUUGUUUCAAUGUGCCUUUAGCAUAUUAUUAAGAUAGUUUAUUUUUCGAAAAGACUAAUUAUUGUUAAUUUUUGUAUAUUUUGUGUUAAUAAAUUAUUUUUAUGGUUAACAAAU
Photinus pyralis (common eastern firefly) is the source of this 969-nucleotide messenger RNA. RefSeq lists its product as uncharacterized. The record is from RefSeq and is a predicted model, not a curated record. The transcript is spliced from 6 exons. The coding region runs from base 306 to 806 and encodes 166 amino acids. NCBI's taxonomy places the organism in Eukaryota, Metazoa, Arthropoda, Insecta, Coleoptera, Lampyridae.